CCUACGUACCAAAACUUGGUAAAAAUGGGGUAAAUAGAGAGAUCACAUGACCCCACAUUUUUGCACCAAAAAUGUACAAUCCCACUUAAAAAAGUACAAUUUCGACACCAUUUAUAGUACAAAAAUUUUUGCCCUUGUAACAACGCUGUAUAUGAAUGAGAAUCUUUAGGCCCUACAUAUCGGAAGUUAUUUUACAACAGGAUUUGGUAUACCCAGGACCCAGAAUUUAUCUGCAAGUUUUUGAAAGUUUCAAAUGCAUUUUUAAAUGAGAAUCUAAGGAUUUUUGACAUGCUGUUGUUUUUGUUUAUUCAAAGGUUUUUUUUCAUCUGGAAAGGUCACUGUGACUGACAUAUGGAGGCUAGACUGACAAACUGACAACGACAACAAACUGCUUCGUGCUGACAAUUGACAAACUUGCAUGGUAUCCGAAUGGUACGAAAAAGUCAAAGCAGCAAGUCUCCUAGCAAAAAAUCUAGAAAAAGCGAACCAGAUGCGACCCAUAAUGUGAUGUUCACCACGUACUCGAGAGGUUCGGUUCAUAAAAGGAAUUUAUAUAUCGUUUCAUUUCCCAUUAUAUUCCUGUUUACAAUUCUACGUUCUUUGUUGUAUCAGAUCUUUCUCAUCCUACGCUUUGUUUAUUUUCGUUCGUCAAAUUAUUUCGUUAAAACUAGGAACGAAGAUGCUAACACGAAUGACGAUACCGAACGCAGCAGUUGUAUUUUAGUUGAAGAAAUAACAGAAAUGGCUCAAGUAAGGAGCACAGGGCCAGGUCCCGGAGACCCACUUCUAGCUAAACAAAAACACCAUCACAGAAGAGCGUUUGAAUAUAUAUCGAAGGCAUUAAAAAUAGAUGAAGAAAACGAAGGCCAGAAGGAUUUAGCUAUUGAUCUUUACCGCAAAGGAAUUACAGAAUUGGAGCUGGGAAUAGCUGUCCAAUGUUGGGGUGGUCGAGGUGAAGUAUGGGAGAGAGCACAACGACUGCAUGAAAAGAUGAAGACAAAUUUGGCAAUGGCUAAAGACCGGCUUCAAUUUCUAGAAAAUGAGGAUAAACUGCAACAGUUGGAGUUUGAAGUUAAAUCAAAAGAGUCUAAGUUACUUAGCAAUAUACCUACCCCCAAAGUAAAUGUUCCUAAACUUCCAGCAUCUGGCAGAAAACUGACUGUAGCUGGAAAACGUCCCACAAACUCCACCCUAUCAAAAAGUCAAACGCUUCCCAGGUCAAUGGGAUCUCGAUCAGCUCCCAUUCAACCAGUUAGACCAUUCAAUAAAGUUGCUUCUACACCUCCUGCUGUUAAAAAACAGUUAUCUAUACCAGGAAAUGUUUCAUCUCCAUCACGUAGAACAAAUAAUGGAAAUACUACUAAUUUGGGAAAUACAAGCAAAUCAGGGGCCAGAGGUCGUUCCCCUACAUUGAAGGGUGUCGAUCCUAAAUUAGCGCAAUGCAUCUUGGACGAGAUCGUCGAGGGAGGACCCCAAAUUCAAUGGGAUGAUAUUGUUGGUCAAGAAACAGCCAAACAAGCACUGCAAGAAAUGGUUAUUCUCCCUUCAUUGCGCCCAGAACUGUUUACUGGACUAAGAACACCAGCCAGAGGAUUGUUACUGUUUGGGCCUCCUGGUAACGGAAAAACUUUGUUAGCAAGAGCCGUUGCUACGGAAUGUCAGGCUACAUUUUUUUCAAUCAGUGCAGCCAGUUUAACAUCAAAAUAUGUAGGAGAUGGUGAAAAAAUGGUCAGAGCCUUGUUUGCCAUAGCAAGAGAACUACAACCAUCAAUUAUAUUCAUUGAUGAAGUGGACUCUUUGCUUUCAGAGAGGUCUAAUAAUGAACAUGAGGCCAGUCGCCGUUUGAAAACUGAAUUUUUAGUUGAAUUUGAUGGAUUACCUAGCAAUCCCGACAAUGAGAGAGUCCUAGUCAUGGCAGCAACUAACAGACCACAAGAACUAGAUGAAGCAGCUUUAAGGAGGUUUACCAAAAGAGUUUAUGUGACUCUACCUGACUUGGAAACUAGAAUAAAAUUACUGAAAAAGCUUCUUUCGAAGCAGGGUUGUAGUCUGACGUCGCAAGAACUGAAAAGAUUGGCUACAUUGACUGAAGGGUACUCGGCAAGUGACCUUACAGCUCUUGCCAAAGAUGCGGCUUUAGGCCCUAUAAGAGAAUUACAACCAGAACAGGUUAAACAACUAGAUCCUAGCGCAAUCCGAAGUAUCACAAUGAAGGAUUUCUUGGAUUCCUUGAAAAGAAUUCGAAGAAGCGUGUCUCCACAAAGUCUUGUGGCAUAUGAGAAAUGGUCACUUCAAUAUGGUGAUGUUUCAAUAUAACCAUUCCAUAGCAUUUGUUUACUAUGUACCAUUUCUUUCAUUUUUAUUUAUCUGUGAUAACACAGUCAAUGUGUUCCAGAAUGUGGAGAAAAUGAUAUUGUAUGAACAGGACAACUUGAAGUUCAGUAUUUUCCACAUUUAGUGGUGUUAUUUGUAGUAUAUUAUUUCAUUUCCUUGUUGCCGUUUGAAUUAGAUAAUAGGAUAUGUGAAUUUGUUGUAGCGUAGUUUCACUUGCCAUACAACUAUUUUAGAAUUUUGUUUGGCAAAUUUUUACUAUUUUGGAUUAUAAACAUUAAAAAUUAAUAUAGAACGUAAGAAGUGUUUAUAUUCCGAAAUUAUUAUAUUAACAAAUUGGUUACCCUUUGGUUGGACCAAUAUAAUAAGAUUUGGCAGACCAUCGCUUCAUUUUUUAUCAUGUUUAUAUAUUGAACGAUUAACUUUUAAUAAAUCAGUGAUAAUCAAGAAAA
Molecule: messenger RNA, 2783 nt
Organism: Sitophilus oryzae (rice weevil)
Lineage: Eukaryota; Metazoa; Arthropoda; Insecta; Coleoptera; Curculionidae
Product: spastin
Exons: 7
Coding region: 430-2316 (628 amino acids)
Cellular component (GO): microtubule cytoskeleton
Molecular function (GO): ATP hydrolysis activity; microtubule severing ATPase activity; ATP binding
Source: RefSeq, a predicted model, not a curated record